This is a messenger RNA of Eruca vesicaria subsp. sativa (arugula), 3355 nucleotides long. The record is from the annotation of a GenBank genome assembly. NCBI's taxonomy places the organism in Eukaryota, Viridiplantae, Streptophyta, Magnoliopsida, Brassicales, Brassicaceae.
UAGGUCAAUUUCUGUAUUAUGUGGGAUGAAAGCAAAAUCAAUUCCAUAAGAGAAAUUAUCAAAUCAACACUUGUAAACGGAUGAAACAACAAGCCCUUGGUUUUUUUCAUUAUAUGGGGCGAUCAUUGGAAUCAUCUGCUGCUCUCUUUUCACUUAGCAUCUCUUGUAAAUCAAAGUAUCCACUAAACUUGGAAUGGCUUGUUCCCAGAGAAGUCUUCCCACUGAUAGGGAGAAUGAUCAGGCAAUAGCAAUUCUGAAGAAAGGAGCGUAUCUUUUGAAGUACGGCAGGCGUGGGAAGCCUAAAUUCUACCCUUUUCGGCUUUCGAGUGAUGAAAUAUUUUUGUUAUGGUACUGUGGGAAAACAGAGAAACGUCUUAAACUGAGUUCCGUGACAAGGAUCAUACCUGGACAGCGAACUGUAAGUUUUUUUAAAUGCAUUUCUCUGGUAACAUUUCCUUUUGUAAGAAAACAAAUGUUACUGUAACAACUUCUCCAGUCAGUUUUCCGACGAUACCCUCAGCCCACCAAGGAAUAUCAAUCUUUUUCUCUUAUAUAUGGCGACCGUUCUCUCGAUUUGGUAUGCAAAGAUAAGGAUGAAGCUGAGUUCUGGAUCACAACCCUUCGCGCUCUUCUCUCACGAAACUGCUCUUCCGCAUUGGUACUUCACUCAAGAAGCCGCAGCUUUGUUCCUGACUAUGGAGAACAAAGUAGCUCCAACAACAAUUCAUUGUCGAACAUCAGAUCAGUCAGCAGUGAUACAAGCUGCGAGGAACAUGCGAAAAAGGCUUCAGGAAACACUCCGCAGAGACUAGGGAAAGUUUUUUCCGAGGUGUUGUCACAAACUGCAGUACUUAGGGCACUCUCAUUGGACGAACUGGUCCAUAAUAAACCUCAUAAUACAUCUCCCGAGACUUUAGAGAAUCGACCUACUACUAAUCUCAACUCUCCUGCUGUUGAUACAAGUAAAUAUACAGUUUCCAGCGCAUUAAGCUCAUCUAGUCAAGGAUCUACUUUUGAGGACUUAAAGUCUCUCUGUGAUGUCUUUGUCUGGGGAGAAAGUAUAGGAGAUGGGUUACUAGGAGGUGGUGGUAUGCACAAAAGUGAAAGCAGCUCUUCCUUUACGGCUGAUAACUUUCUGCCCAAAGUUCUGAAAUCACACGUGGCACUUGACGCACAGAGCAUUUCCUGUGGCACCAAUUAUGCAGUUCUGGUGACAAAGCAGGGACAAAUGUACAGCUGGGGAGAAGAAUCUGGUGGCAGGUUAGGACAUGGAGUCUGUUCCUACAUUCCACAGCCGAAACUCAUUAAUGAGUUUGAUGGAUCAUCUGUGGAGUUGGCUGACUGUGGGGAAUUUCACACUUGUGCUGUAACAUCCUCAGGUGACUUAUAUACUUGGGGAGAUGGAGCUCACAAUGCUGGUCUCCUUGGGCUUGGUAGUGAAGCUAGCCAUUGGAAACCAGUACGAAUCCUCGGACAGAUGGAGGGUAUAAAUGUCAAAAUCAUCUCUUGCGGACCUUGGCAUACAGCUUUUGUGACAUCAGAAGGUAAGUUGUAUAUAUAUGGUGAUGGUACUUUUGGUGCGCUGGGACAUGGAGAUCGUGUUAGCACGAACUUACCGAGAGAAGUUGAGGCACUAAGCGGGUGCAGAACAAUAAGGAUAUCAUGUGGCGUUUGGCAUUCAGCUGCUGUUGUCAGUGUUUUCGGAGAGGCGACGUCGUCAUCGGGAAAGCUCUUCACGUGGGGUGAUGGAGAGGAUGGAAAACUCGGACAUGGGGACAAAGAGUGUAGACUAAUUCCAUCUUGUGUAGCUGAGCUGGAUGAGACUAGCUUUCAGCAAGUAGCUUGUGGCCAGAGCGUUACUGUUGCUCUCUCUGAGUCUGGGCAAGUUUAUGCCAUGGGAAUCAUUGAUCCGAGUCAGGAAAAUGUCGUGAAAGCUCCUUCUUGCAUUGAAGGUGGUCUUGGAAAGAGUUCUGUCCAAGAAGUGGCGUGCGGGUUUCAUCACAUCGCGGUUUUGAACUCGAAAGCUGAGGUUUACACUUGGGGUAGAGGAUCAAACGGACAGCUCGGGCAUGGAGAUAAUGAGUAUAGACGGAUCCCAACUCUUGUGAGAGCAUUGAAAGGUAAACAAGUGAGGAAAGUUGUGUGUGGUUCUAACUACACAGCUACCAUUUGUCUUCACAAACCGAUUACGGGUACGGAUAGUUCCAAGUGUUCUGGUUGUCGCCAUCCUUUUAACUACAUGAGGAAGCUACACAACUGUUACAACUGUGGGAGUGUCUUCUGUAACGCGUGCACUAGUAAGAAGUCAUUAGCAGCAGCCAUGGCUCCCAAGACGAACAGGCCUUACCGUGUUUGCGAUGACUGCUACAUCAAACUCGAAGGAGUUAGAGAAUAUUUAGGAACUCCAGCCAACGGUGCCAGAUUCUCAAACGCAAGUCUGCCGUCUAGCGUCAAUGAGAUGGACGACAUUGGUACAACACCGCAGCGCCAGCUUCUUAGAGUCGACUCGUUUGAUUUCUUCAGACAAUCCAAGAUCCCUGAUCUUAAAACCAUUGGUGAAACUUCAGGUUCGAGUAGUUUUAACCUGAAAGGGAUACGUCAACUCUCGAGGCUCGCCUCCUUUGAUUCUGUUAAUCAAGAAGGUAAACAACGCAGUACCAAGCAUUGCGCUUCGAAAUCAGACACGUCCUCUCUUGUUAGACACUCGGUGACUUGUGGUCUACCGUUUUCACGUAGAGGUUCUGUUGAGGUGUUUCCUUUGUCGAUAAAAUCGAGCCCGGUUGAAUCAGUUGGGAAUACUUCGGACUUCACCACUGACAUUACAGAUACAGAGUUGCUGCAAGAAGGGACCAAGAAAUCGAAUCAGUGCCUCCACCAGGAGAUAUCAGUACUCAAAGCACAGGUGGAAGAGCUUACUCGGAAAACAAAACAGCUAGAAGUAGAACUUGCAACGACCUCGAAGAAGCUUGAAGUUGCAGUGUUAAUGCAGAGUGAUGAUGCAGUGAAGAUAAAAACUUCAGAAGAGAUAGCCACGUCCCUUACUCUACAGUUGAUGGACGCGACCAAGAAAGAAGUAGACAAGACAAGGAGGCGCCGAAGCUCGUUUUGAUAUUGACCUUUAACUAGAGAAGAAGAAAGCAAAGAAACUGGGGAUGGAACCUGAAUUAGAUUGAAUGUAGCAUACGACAAGUUCGAUAAAGCUCUUAUCAUAUUAAAAAUACCAAAAAUAAAUUAAAGUAUAGUAAUAUUUACUUACAGACAACAACAUAGAGUACACUUUUGUCCGAAACUGGCAAACACAGAGGAAAAAACAAGUUGGAACCUUUUGUUUGAGUUAUAGUGAAUAGAUCAGCAG